AGUCCUUUCUGCCCAGCAGCUUGAAGGAGUCUGAGAUAUCUGGAAGUACAAAGGAUUGGAGUGGAGAGGAGCGAGGAGAGACACGCCUUGUCUGUUGUCCUGCAGUUUGUUCCUCGUGAUAGCAAUUGUUAGUUUAAAAAGUUCUCAACUCAAGGAUAUCACUCACAGCUGUGUUUGCCUUUCACUCUCUCUCUCUCUCACUCUACUUUAAGUAUUUGUCUUCACUCUGGAAGAAAAUGACUGUCAAAGCAACGGGCAACUUUCACCGUUUGGUCUUAGAAGUGACUUUAUUGUGCAUCGUCGCGGUCCGGCAGACGGCAGCAGCACCCACUGGCAUCGUCAGCUUUCCAGGUGAUAACAGCACGAAAACAGACAAGGAGCUGGCCACAAUAUACUUGAACAAGUUCUAUGGCUGUCCAAAGGAGAGGUGUGACCUUGUGGUGCUGUCCGACACACUGAAGAAAAUGCAAAAAUUCUUUGGAUUGCGUCAAACUGGAAAGCUGGAUUCUGACACGGUCAACAUGAUGAAAAAGCCACGAUGUGGAGUUCCUGAUUUAGCCAAUUACAACUUCUUCCCACAGAAGCCAAAAUGGGAAAACAAUAAAAUAACUUACAGGAUUUUGGGCUACACGCACGACCUGGACCAAGAGACGGUGGAUGAUGCCUUUGUCAGGGCUUUUCAGGUGUGGAGCAACUUCACUCCGCUGAAAUUUUCCAGGAUCCAAGAUGGCGAUGCCGACAUCAUGAUCAACUUUGGGCGCUGGGAACAUGGCGAUGGAUACCCAUUCGACGGCAAGGACGGGCUGCUGGCACACGCCUUUGCCCCGGCAAAGGGACUUGGGGGAGAUUCGCACUUUGAUGACGAUGAGUUUUGGACGCUGGGCGACGGGCCAGUUAUUAAAGCAAGAUUUGGGAAUGCUGAAGGUGCUUUUUGCAAAUUUCCUUUCUUGUUCAAUGGGAAGGAAUACGACAGCUGUACAACGGCGGGCCGCAGUGAUGGAUUCCCCUGGUGUUCCACCACUUAUGAUUUUGACACCGAUUCAAAAUACGGAUUCUGCCCCCAUGAAUCACUAUUCACCAUGGGCGGCAACAGUGAUGGGGUGCCCUGCGCGUUUCCAUUUACCUUUGACGGCAAGGAGUUUAACAGCUGUACGACUGAAGGGAGAAGUGAUGGUUAUCGAUGGUGCAGUACGACCAGCAACUAUGAUACAGAAAGAAAAUAUGGCUUUUGCCCGGAACAAGCCUCGGCAACUAUCGGGGGGAAUUCAGAUGGUGCACCCUGUGUGUUUCCUUUUGUUUUCCUUCGGAAUACCUUUGACUCUUGCACCACAAAUGGGCGUAACGAUGGAAAGAUGUGGUGCGCCACCACCGGGAGUUUUGAUGAUGACAGCAAGUGGGGAUUCUGCCCUGACAGUGGUUACAGUCUCUUCCUUGUCGCUGCUCAUGAGUUUGGCCACGCACUCGGCUUGGAGCAUUCCCAAGAUCCGGGGGCAUUAAUGGCUCCAAUUUACACCUUUACAAGAAACUUUAGGCUGUCGCAAGAUGAUAUUUCCGGCAUUCAGAAACUCUACGGUGCUCCAACUGGUAAGCCUUUGCCACCAACACAGGGUCCAGUUACGCCAAUGGAUCUUUGUAAGGAGAACUUGGUCUUUGAUGCAAUUAUGUACAUGAGAGGAGAAAUGUUCUUCUUUAAAGAUCGAUUCUUCUGGAGGAGCACAAAUCCUCGGAGCAAACCCAGCGGACCGAAUCUCGUUGUUAUCUACUGGGUUGACCUACCUGAUACAAUUGACGCUGCCUAUGAGGACCCUAUUCAGGAAAAGAAUAUAUUCUUUGCAGGUGAUCAGUACUGGAUUUACACUGCCAGCGAACUGGACAAGGGAUACCCCAAGAAAAUAUCUACGCUCGGUCUUCCAAGUGACCUGCCACGAAUCGAUGCAGCUUUUAACUGGAAGAAAAACAAGAAGACCUAUUUAUUCGCAGGUGACAAAUUCUGGAGAUACAAUGAAGCAAAGAAGAAAAUGGAUGUUGGAUUCCCUAAAUUAAUUGCAGAUGCCUGGAGUGGGAUCCCAAAUAACGUGGGUUCUGCCCUAGAGUCUCUUGGAAACGGAUACAGCUACUUCUUCAAGGAUUGGUACUAUCUCAAAUUGGAAGAUGAAAGCUUGAAGAUUGUCAAAGUAGGGAAUGUGAAAAAUGACUGGCUUGGUUGUUAGGGUAAACUUGUUCCCAAUCAUUGAUGGUAUUUUCUUUCAAACAAUCGAAAGUCUUAGCUGUACAUUAUCGUUAAAAUGGCAGGUACAGUUUUGUCUUACAGAUGCAAAUUCCAUCUUGGAAUUUUAUACCAAGACCAACUACAACAGUAUUAUAUCCAGCUUUGGUAUUGGAACAAUAGUUUUUGCUUCAGUCAUUUCAUUAUUCAUUGAUAUGGUAAAAAAUGGUGUAGGCACAGGUUGCCUCUGGUAUUGAUUUGUGUAGUGUAAUGGAAAAAUAAUGAGAAACUAUUAUUUAAGAAAUUGAAAAUGCUUUCUGUACUUCACAAUUUUUUAAACACAAGCUAUAUUCGUAUUAACUUUUUUUUCUUUUAAGAUAUAGGAAAUGCUUUAAGCAAAUCCAAAUGAGUUUUUCAUGUCUUGAAAUAUGAAAUAUUUGGCUAUGUAAUAUGUUAAACAUGAAAAUGAUCAAUUAGCAAUCAGAAGACGACUGAGAUUAAUUUUUUUGGGAGAAAAUAUGACAGAUAGAUGAAAACGAUCCAAAAAUCAGGUUAGAACAACAAAAUGCUGGAGUAACUCAGCAGGUCAGGCAGCAUCCCUGGAGAACAUGGAUAGGUGAAGUUUUGUGUGGAGAUCGUCCUGUCUGAAAAAGGGUCCAAUCAUGAAACAUCACCUAUCAAUGUUUUCCAGGUAUGCUGCCUGACUCGCUGUGUUACUCCAGCACUUUGCAUCUUUUCUUGUUAAACCAGCAUCUGCAGUUCCUUGUUUCUACAAAAAUCAGGUUGCAUUUGCUUAAUAAUGCACAACAGUAUCAAUUUAAUUACAUGAACUGAAUAAAAUCUUUUUUGAAGAGUAUACUUAGCAAAAGCUAUAUGCUCAAAUCUGAUUACAAAUAAAAUCUCGUAAGAAACACAGGUUUAAUUUUUUAGCUUAGGGAUACAGCGCGGAAACAGGCCCUUUGGCCCACCAAGUCCGUACUGACUAGCGAUUCCCGCACAUUAACACUAUCCUAUGCAUACUGAGGACAAUUUACACUUUUUCUUCUUCUUGCCUAUGGCGUGUUGUAGAUCAAGGGUAGACAUCCAGGCCAGGACAGCAUCAGUUAAUGGGUGGAUGGCUUUGAUGGCCCCAGGGAAAAGCCUCAAUGAGAAGUAAUUUGCAAGCAGGGCUGUCUGUCAUCUCCCACUCAUGCAGGUGAUCGGCUGGCUGUUCUUGCAUGGAGGGUGCAGAUUCUGUUCACGGUUAGCCAUUGCUUGUGAUGGAGGUGAAAACCCGGUGGUUUCACUGUGGGGUCUGUGAUGACCUCUCCAUUGUUGGUGUUGGCAUCUUUCCCGGCUCCGCGCCACUCAAACUUGGAGUCAAAGUCUUCCAGGGAUUUAACGGAAGACCAGAAGGGUUUGUGGGAGAUUGCAACCUUCACUUGGUCCUCCCUGUUUCGACUGAUGCAAUCAACCCAACAUGCACAGACAAAUUUAUACUUAUACCAAGUCAAUUAAACUACAAACCUGUACGUCUUUGGAGUGUGGGAGGAAACCGAAGAUAUCAGAGAAACCCGCGGUCACAGGGAGAACUUACAUACUCCGUACAGGCAGCACCUGUAGCCAGUAACGAACCCAGGUCUCUGGUGCUGCAAGAGCUGUAAGGCAGCAACUCUACCAUUGCGCCACCAUGCCGCCCUUUCAAUAUUUUGGUAUUUUGCAUUGCAAUGUUAAAUGAAUCUGCAGACGAUCUAUGAUUUUUGGAAUUAUUCUUGUAUUAAUUCAGUUUUUCGUCCGCUGAAAUGUGAUAUUCAAUAAAGUUAUCUUAAAGAA
Messenger RNA from Leucoraja erinaceus (little skate), 4018 nucleotides. It is a transcript of the gene mmp2, whose product is annotated as matrix metallopeptidase 2. The record is from RefSeq and is a predicted model, not a curated record. NCBI's taxonomy places the organism in Eukaryota, Metazoa, Chordata, Chondrichthyes, Rajiformes, Rajidae. Gene Ontology annotation, cellular component: extracellular matrix. Gene Ontology annotation, biological process: tissue remodeling; proteolysis; response to hypoxia. The coding region runs from base 237 to 2210 and encodes 657 amino acids. Gene Ontology annotation, molecular function: zinc ion binding; metalloendopeptidase activity. The transcript is spliced from 14 exons.